AACUCCCUUAUCUCUCACUUAUUUUUUCUGAUCGUCGCCUUUGCACCCAUUCAUAAAGAAAAGAAAAGAAAAGAAAAGAAAAGAAGAAGAGGAAGACGCAAUCUUUUUGUUCUUUUAUGGUUUUGGUUCCUUUGAAAUCGAUCUGUAAUCUCAUUCUGACUUUUAUCUAGAAACCCGACCCGGAAAGCCAUGAGAGUCCAUCCAAUUCUUAACAACAACACAUUGAUCCACCACCAUCAUCACCACAACCCGACCCGAGAACCCGGAAAGAAUCUCCGUCGCUUACCGCACAUCUUCAACCGCGUUCUCGAGCUCCCGUUGAGGUCCGAAGCAGACGUCGCCGUGGAAGAGAACCCCGAUUGCUUCAGAUUCGUGGCGGAGACGGACGGUCUUCGCGGCGGCGGAGGGGAGAUGACGGCGUAUAUGGUGGAGAUCCAUCCGGGUAUUACCAAGAUCGUCGUUAGGACAAAUGGGUUGUCUUUGGGUUUGUCGUUGGAUGAGUUGGAGCUCGAUGUCUGGCGUUUUAGGCUUCCGGAGACGACGAGGCCUGAGCUUGUUACGGUCGCUUGUGUUGAUGGGGCUUUGGUUGUUACGGUUCCUAAGAUGGUUUCAGAGGAAGAUGAUGAUGGUGGUUUUGGACAAGGUGUGGGAAGUGGGAGGCUACUUCUUGUUUUGUAAAAUCGAGCAAUGUCUGUUUUGGAUUAAGACAGCUUAUGUAACGAUGGAAUUCUAAAUAUGAAUAUGUUUUCAUUUGAAUC
Messenger RNA from Brassica napus (rape), 758 nucleotides. RefSeq lists its product as uncharacterized. The transcript has a single exon. The record is from RefSeq and is a predicted model, not a curated record. NCBI's taxonomy places the organism in Eukaryota, Viridiplantae, Streptophyta, Magnoliopsida, Brassicales, Brassicaceae. The coding region runs from base 190 to 678 and encodes 162 amino acids.